AUGCCACCCUCUUUAAGUGGACGCACAUACGACAGUGAUCGGCCAGAGUCUAUGGAUUUCCUUGAAACGACACAAUACAACUCUACACCAAGUUCCUCUUCAGCAAAUCGCGGUUCUAACUACCAAACGCCUUUGCCGCGAUCGUGGCGUGAAUACCGACACCCCAACGGAGACAUAUACUUUUACAACCGCGAGCUUCGUUUAAUCACACCGGACAACGUUAGGGACCCAGAGAUGCUACGGUAUAUCAUGGAUGCGCGAGAGGACCAUUUGCAAUGUCUGGCCGGGGACCCCAAUGUCCAUCGACUCCCGAGAGAUUAUGAACUUGUGAUAUCUGAAGUGAACGAAAGCGCUGCAGUUAUUCGAAUGUACUCGAGGACGGCCGGUGCUGCUUAUAUCUGGACGGAGGAAGCAGGAUUAAUCGUCAAGACACGAGAGAAUUUUUGGUCAUACGUCGCUGAAUUCCCAUCACACCACGACAACCUUCCCCCGGGCACCGAAAAUGAAUUUGCACAAGCGCUUCAAGAUGCAAAGGUUGCGAUUGGCAAUGGAGCCAUAUUUCCUUUUUCCGAAAGACAAAUUGACCAAAUGAUCCAUCGGUAUCAAUAUUUGACAAACCUGCGAUCCAGGGGAAGGAACGUAUCGCCAUCGCUUGCCUGGCUUAUUGGAGCGGUUAUGCCCCUUGACGCUGUCGGACGGGUUGUCAAUAAUCAGAAUUUGGGCUACCUCACAACCCGUGUUUAA
This is a messenger RNA of Psilocybe cubensis, 744 nucleotides long. RefSeq lists its product as uncharacterized. The transcript is spliced from 5 exons. Gene Ontology annotation, molecular function: protein binding. The record is from RefSeq and is a predicted model, not a curated record. NCBI's taxonomy places the organism in Eukaryota, Fungi, Basidiomycota, Agaricomycetes, Agaricales, Agrocybaceae. Bases 1 to 744 code for a protein of 247 amino acids.